GUGCACCUUCAUAAUAUUCUUGCAAAAUAACAGGUUUAUACAAUACGUACUAGGUUCAUUGUUUCAGUCGGUACGGUAGGUACUACCUACCUACAAUAAAGUUCAUUCACACUUGUUUUUUUUUUUAAUUCAAAUGUCAUGUCAAAAGCAAGCAAGCGAGUAGGUAAAGUGGUAAACUAUACGGAAAUAGCUCGCAAACGCAAAUAAGAAAUAUUAUAACGCGUCCCAGCCUACUGUCUGGUUGUUAAUAAUUAAGUUAAGUCUUAUUAUAAACUUUUAGUCCAUGUGCAAUAAUGGCUACAACAGCGUACGAACAUGACGCUGACGGCUGUAAAUUCAUACCUGCAACUCAGAGGCCAGAUGGCACGUGGCGUAAACCAAGGAGAAUAAAAGACGGAUAUGUGCCACAAGAAGAAGUGCCACUGUACGAGAGUAAAGGCAAACAGUUCAAGGCCCGGCAAAACACGGGCCUACCUGUAGGUCUUACACCGGAAAUUGUAGCAGAGGCCCAGCGCUCUAAGAAGAAUCAAAGUGGAGUUAUACAACCGAUACCAGGCAUGAUAAUUAAUGUUGAGAAGAAGAAGAAGAAAAAGAAGACUGGAGCCGAAGAGGCAGCAGAUAAACUUGCCAAAUGUGAAAUCACCGAGCCUGUCUUCAACACAACAUCUUCCCAACAAAAUUCUGCAUCUUCACAAACUGACCCAGCAAAACGCCUUAAAAAUCUCAGAAAAAAACUUCGUGACAUCGAAACACUUGAAGAAAAGAUAAAGUCGGGAGGUCUAAAGAACCCAGAUAAAGAUCAAAAAGAGAAGAUAUCAAAGAAAACUGAAGUCUUAAAAGAAAUAGAAUUAUUAGAAAGACAAACUAGUUAAGCUAGUGCUUUAAGUUAAGCCAAAAUUGAUGAAUUUUUGUGAAAAUGAAAUCAUGUAUUUGAUUCUAAUAACUGUGUUGUCUUGUGAGGGUGCAUUAAUGAAAUGUUUCAGUUAAUUUUAAAUAAAUUAUUUACAAGCA
Plodia interpunctella (Indianmeal moth) is the source of this 1011-nucleotide messenger RNA. RefSeq names its product Partner of Y14 and Mago (gene Pym). Gene Ontology annotation, molecular function: RNA binding. The transcript is spliced from 3 exons. The record is from RefSeq and is a predicted model, not a curated record. Gene Ontology annotation, biological process: exon-exon junction complex disassembly. NCBI's taxonomy places the organism in Eukaryota, Metazoa, Arthropoda, Insecta, Lepidoptera, Pyralidae. Gene Ontology annotation, cellular component: exon-exon junction complex; cytoplasm. Bases 294 to 872 code for a protein of 192 amino acids.